Molecule: messenger RNA, 5421 nt
Organism: Mytilus californianus (California mussel)
Lineage: Eukaryota; Metazoa; Mollusca; Bivalvia; Mytilida; Mytilidae
Product: MAD2L1-binding protein-like
Exons: 6
Coding region: 9-1154 (381 amino acids)
Biological process (GO): regulation of exit from mitosis
Cellular component (GO): nucleus
Source: RefSeq, a predicted model, not a curated record
UUUUGAAAAUGGCCUUUCGAAAAAAUACUAAGAUUAAAAGUGAUAGUUGCAAAGAUUUAAUAUUUGACGGCGGAAUUCAGUCGCACACUAGAUGUAUAUUAGUCAAAGAAUACUUGAAAUAUAUUUUAUACGAACGACAACAAAUCCCUGUUCCAUACGAGCAAGUUAAACAAGGGUUGAAAAUAAUGGAAGACCAAUUACACAAUGUAAAUGAUGUUAAAACUGGACCGGAGCAUAAACAACAGAAACCACCUGUGAGAAGGUCAUUUGUGUCCAAAAUGGAAUUAAGGAAGAUUACAAAGCUGGUCAAAGGUUUAGAUGAACUAUUUGAGAAACUUGUUGAAAAUUUUGAGAUUUGUCCAGAAGUACGCCAAGUGCUUUUCCUCCUAGGUGGUACUACAGUAAGUCCGAAGGAGUGUUACCUGAUUACCUUACCACCGUAUCACCCAGAAUCAAACAACUUAUCAUCCAAAUUCUGUAUUAGAUACUUAAUGAAGGAAUUAAUUAUGCAGGAUUUUGUAGGAAAGUUGAAAGAUGUACGUACAACUAAUGCUAUAGUUAUGUUAAAUGCACCUGCAGACAGUGGAAUAAAAUGGUUUUUACCAAAACCUAAUUUUACUCUGCCAUCCAGGGGAACAAAAUUUUCCUUGAAUCUAAUUUCCAAUCCAAACAGUGAUGUGUUUAAUCACGAUUUAACUCAUGAAGAAAAUGAAAUAGAAAUUUCUGGAAUUGAACCAUUUGAUGUCUCAGGAUUAGAUGCUUCUUUAGAGGAGGAAAUGAUGAAAUUAUUUAUUUCGAGUGAUCACACAGAAAAACAUGGACAUAUACACAUAGAAAAACAUGGACAUGUUUUAGCCAGUGUAGACAAGGCUAAGAGAUUAUCAAGGAAAAGUUUCUGUUUGAACAAUGAUGACGAUACUAUUGAAGAAAAGAACAAAUCUUCUGCCAAUUUAGAAGACAAGCUUAGAAAUUUAUCUUCAGAAAAUAAUAAUGAUAUAAGUUUAUAUUCUCAGGAAGACACGAUUCUUCAGAAAACAAUUGAUGAUAGUAAAAUAUUGACUGAUCCUGGUGCCCCCUGUAUUUGGUUUCAGGCUCCAUGCAUGUUCAAAGGCUAUAAAGACAAAACUUCAAGACAAUCAAAUGGUUUAAUGUAAAUAUAUACUCCUUUGUUCUAUCAUGUUUAUAAUCAUCAUGUUUUAUGUGAUAAGUUUUGUAUAAUAAGUAAAACUUCAUUUUAUUUAUAGUCAGUUAAUGAAAACCCUCAGAAUAUGAGAUGUAAAAGUACUAUCGCCUAUUAAUUUCUUUUUAUCAUGAUUAUUAUAAAAAGAAGAUGUGGUAUUUUUGCCAAUGAGACAACUCUCCACAAGAGACCAAAUGACACAGAAAUUAACAGUUAUUAGUAUUUAUUCCAAAAAUGAGAAUUGUAUGUAUAAUGGAAAAGAAGGAACAUUUUGUAUUACUUUGACUUGACUAAGUGUUGCUCUCCGACUAUUGCAGUUCAUUCGAAAUUCUGACCCAAUCACAAUUUGCUUUAUUAAAUCAAACUGUUCAACAGAAAUUUUAACCAACUGCUUUAGAAAACCCCAGUCAAGUCAUCAAAGUGAAAGAUGAUAAAAUAAAGCAUACUUACAAUCCUAUAAGACUUUAAUUCUACUUCAUUGCAUCCUAUAAGACUUUAAUUCCACUUCAUUGCUGUUAUGAAAAUGUUGCAAGAAAUGUCUACACAUAUUUUUAUUGUAAAGAGUCAUUGGAAAGAUGGGAGGUAGUAAUUUUUGAAAUGCUAAAAUAAAAUGUCCAAAUUUAAGUUUUUGAAUUAUUUCUUCUAAAAUGGUGUUUUCUAUGCAUGCUACAAAGCUUUCUUUAAAUGAAUAUCUAAAAUACUUUGAAAAAUAUACUUUACACUUAAGGUACAUGUAGAUCAGACGGGUGUCUUUUUCUGAUCAUCCAUUCUAGGCAUGUUGCAAAAAUACUUUUUUGGUUUAAUUUUUUUUUAACAAGUAUCAUUCAAUAUACAACACAAACAUCCAAAACUUGAUAUUUUAAGAUUAAACUAUAAAAAAAUUAAUUGUUAAGUGUAUUUAAAAAAAUAUGUUUAAAAUCAAGGGCAGAUAAUUAUUAUGAAUUUGAUAGGACAAUUUAUUUUGGAUUUUUCAAGAAAAGAAGGCCCAUGACCCCCUAUUUAUAUUUGAUAUUUUGGAAGCAUUUAUGAAAAGUUAUUCUCUCAUUGAAUUUUCACUAAUUCUGUCGUUAGUGAUAGUCAAUAAGGUAAAAAUUAAGUUUCCCCCAUAUAAAAUAACUGACUUUGUUAAUUUCAAUGCAUUUUAACGAGAAAAAAACAAGGUCUGUGACCCCCAGUUUUUAUAUUAAAAUUUUUAGAGUUCAUUGACCCAGAAGUCUUUUACAGAAGUUUAGGAAAAAUCUAUCGUCGAACAUUUACACACUCCAGCUACCUUAAUAUGUUCUCUUGAAGUUUUAAAGGGAGAUAAGAUCAAUGAUUUUUAGAUUAUCUCCCAUGGAAACUUAUCAACAACAUAUUGUAAUUUCACAGAACAUAGAACAUUUUUAUAGUAAUUUUUGAUUAUAGUAAUUCAAAAAUUAUUAUUUCUCACCUUUCAAAUGACUCUUUUGUGUAGUAGUCCAUGAGUGCACAGACUACCAAAGAAAUUAAUAAACAUGUAGCCUUGAAGUUGUAAUUGCGGAUGAAUCUAGGAGAGACUGACAAAAAGGUAUAAGACGUAGGUAAUACAAUCCCUAUUUCACAAUAAAGGGGCAUUUCUAACAUUUUUAAACCUCAUUAAUUAAACUAAGUUUAAGGUUCAAGUUCACUUCUUGUACAAUAAGAUGUUAAGUAAAAUGUCCAUAAAAAAAGAGGUCACUUAUAAUUUGAUGUGUCUUGCAUUUUACAUUUCUUAUAUUAAGGAUAAUAAAUUGAAAUUAUUUUUCAAGAUGGGGGCGAACUACAAUCAUACAUGUAUAUACCUGGUACAAUGUUACUUGGUGUAAGGAUGCAACAGUAUAACAACCUCCCAUUAAAAGUACACAUGUAGGUCACUUCUGUACAUAUUUUGCUAUAGUUUUUCAUAUUACUAGUAAGUUUGGCAUCCAAGUUCUUUUUUCAAAUACUUGGUGACCUAAAUUUCCAUCUUUACACCUUGAAGUUGACCAUCUCUGAGUUCCAUAAGAUAUUUAUAUAUAUAUAUAAAAUGAAAUAUUUGAUGAGCUUUAUCAUUCCAAUUCUGGGAUAAGGCAACAUUUAUAUCUUAGAUUGUCUAUGAAUUACAAAAAUAAUUAUAUUAUUUUCAUGAUAUUUCUUUUAUUAAAUGUAUUAAAUGUAUUAUAUGCAGGAACUUUCCAUUUGUAUUUAUUGUUGAUUUGUCACAUGUAUAUUUUACUGGGUUUGGAGACAGGAUUUGAUGUUAGGGAGGGGGUGGCUCCUUAGAAUUAGAGAUUUUUUGACAAAAAAUUGGCUGUAAUUUUACCUAAUUACCUUUUUGUUUUAAUUUUAGGGGUGUCCCUCGCCUUGUGCACCCCCGUCUGAUUCCAUGCUUGUUUAUUUCAUUUGUUUUAGUGGUGAAAUGAUUUUAAUCACUUUAAAUGUGUGUACUCCUUGAUGGUAGAUAUAGAGGACUUUUUAACCUGUUACCAUCCUGAAUUGUAGAAGCUCACCUGAAAAGGUGUAAUAAAUCAGGUAAUAAGGGAGUAUUGAAGAUAAAAAUGGGAAUAUACAUGUAGACACAUAUACAUGUAUGCAUAAAAAAAAAGGAUUUUAUAGUAUAGUUAAACAACAAUGAGAUUGCAACACUAAUACCACAAAAAUGAGAAAAGAAGUCUAGAGGUCAACAGAAUAUAUAUAAACAAGUGGCUAUACCUUCUGCCAAAUUCUUAAUCCACCCCAGUUAUUAUAAAAUAAAUUGAAGAGAUUAUUAAAAAUAUGCCAUCAACACCAAAUUUUUUAUAAAAUAUAUGAAGGUAAAAACAAAGAUCUUUUGAUUUGGAACAGAUACAUUAACCUGGUGCUGAUGAUGACCGAUAAAUAAACAUAGUCCUGACGAUGACUGAUACAUAAACAUGGUCCUGACAAUGACAGAUAAAUUAAUCUGGUGCUGACGAUGACCGGUACAUAAACAUAGUCCUGACUUGGAAGAGGUACAUAAACAUGGUCCUGAUGAUGACAGGUACAUAAACAUGGUCCUGACUUGGGAUAGGUUCAUCAACAUGGUCCUGACUUGGGAUAGGUUCAUCAACAUGGUCCUGACUUGGGAUACAUGUAGGUACAUUAACAUGGUCCCAACGAGGACAGGUAUAUUAACAUUGUUCUGACUUGGGACAGGUACAUUAACAUGGUCCUGACUUGGGAUAGGUACAUUAACAUGGUCCUGACGAUGACAGGUACAUUAACAUGGUCCUGACUUGGGAUAGGUACAUUAACAUGGUCCUGACUUGGGAUAGGUACAUUAACAUGGUCCUGACUUGGGAUAGGUACAUUAACAUGGUCCUGAUGAUGACAGGUACAUUAACAUGGUCCUGACUUGGGAUAGGUACAUUAACAUGGUCCUGAUGAUGACAAGUACAUUAACAUGGUCCUGACUUGGGAUAGGUACAUUAACAUGGUCCUGACUUGGGAUAGGUACAUUAACAUGGUCCUGAUGAUGACAGGUACAUUAACAUGGUCCUGACUUGGGAUAGGUACAUUAACAUGGUUCGAACAAGGACAGGUACAUUAUCAUGGACAUUUUUAGUAAUCAGCCGUUCCCCUUUUAUCUCAAUCAUUGGGCUUAAAAAAGUUCUUUAUACAAUAUAUGUACAUUGUCAAAAUAGAAACUCUCUAAGCUUUUUCUUUAGGGUUUAAAUUUUUUUUUAUAUUUUCCCACAAUGUAUAUAUAUAUAUUGUUUUUUCAUGCAAUUUAACAUUGAUGCUUGUUAAUUUUGAGUGUUUUAACUCCCACUUGUUGUCUUUGGAUCUUUAAUGCAAUCGUCACUGCUACUUAGACACAGACUGGGAAAAGGACUUUAAAAUAAACUGACAUGAACAGAAAUUUUAAUGUUUGUUAAUAUAAGUAGCAUGAGAUUAUAAUUGUAUUGUAAACAAAUUUCUUUUUAAAUUUAUUCGCACAUCUGUAUUUAUGUAGUGAAUGACUAGUUGCAGAAUAAUUAAAAGAGAGUACAAUAAAAAGUCAAACCUUGACUGGAGAUAGACCUUCUUCAAAGCACUUGGAUAUAGGAAUUUGAUGAUACAUGUAUUUUGUUACUAUGUACAUUACAAUUUGAUGUCUUUAAAUACAUAAUGACCCCCUUCCUCCCCAUGUGAUGUAAACUAUAUGUCCUUAUAAUUUCUAUCCCUUGUACAUAUGUGUACUGUUACAAAUUGGAAAAUAAAAAUAUAUUUUUAAUCUAUAUGGACAUAAUAAAUUGCUGGAAUCU